Molecule: messenger RNA, 669 nt
Organism: Alternaria burnsii
Lineage: Eukaryota; Fungi; Ascomycota; Dothideomycetes; Pleosporales; Pleosporaceae
Exons: 2
Coding region: 1-669 (222 amino acids)
Source: RefSeq, a predicted model, not a curated record
AUGGCUGCGGUUCAAGAACGCACUCUGCGUACCCUUACUCUCUUUACCAGCGUACUCGCAACACCUCUUCUCAUUGCUACGACGAUCAUAUCCCUCAAGUCUAACUCCUGGUACAAUCACCGCGAUGUAUCGGCAUUCUGCUUUGGCUAUAUUCCACUCGCUAUGACCGCUGUUGCGUCUGCUGUGAGCAUAAUCCAUCAACGAAGGCGUGGUAGUGUACCAGGACCCAAAUUCACACUUCUAGACGGAUUGGCGGGUAUCACGUAUCUGGCGAUACUCAUUCCGAUUUGGGCGGUCGAGAUUGGUGAGUUAGGGGCGCCAGGAUAUGGUCUAUUGACUGGAUAUACAACGGCUCCUAUGAUCGUCAACAUGUUUGUUCACUUCUACUUCUUCGCUCACAAGUCUCGAUCAGUGUGGGCUUUGUUCGCUGCUCCACUGGUGCACGAAUGCCCUAACUGCCACAACAACUUCACAGUGGGCGCCCAGCAGAUCAAGGAGGCAAGCAAGGGUGGAGAGCGAUACACUCUGUUGCGUGGAGAGGACUACCUUGAUACUGAUGCUGAUGCGGAGCCAUACAUCGAUGCAAGUGUCAGACCUUCUGAGGAGCAGCUACGGCCUGAGUGUGACGUCAAGGACGAAGGUAAAGGGAAGUCCAUAAUCGAUGUAUGA